AUGUCGCAACUCGCCGAGGACGAGACAUCGGAUCGAAAAACAUCUAAUCGCCAAGAUGAUUCUAUUCAAAUGAUAGAAGCCAGGAGAGAGGGUACAGACGCCGAGAUGAAGGUGCCUUUGCCCCAGACCGACUCUCAUAACGGCGGCUUCGCGGACGAGGGUAGCAGCAUUGAUGCAAUCUGUUGGGGCUGGCUUUACCCUCAAGAUCGAUCGAGGUGGUCCGAUAUCCCUUUGGAAGACCGGACUGGAAGCGCAUCUGCUUUCAAGCAUCAGGGGUAUAUUCUCGGUCGCGAUUCCGAAUGCGACUUGGUCGUUGAUGACCCUCACGUCUCCAAUCGCCACUGCUUGAUAUACAGGGUAGUGCGAGACGGCGAAGUCUGCGCAUUCUUGCGAGACUUAUCCUCCAAUGGAACAUUUGUCAACGAGGCUGUGGUUGGAUGCAACCAAGUCGUAGAGCUCAAGAAUGGAGACGAGAUUACAAUCACUGAAAGUGCUCGGUUCAUGUUCCGUUCGUCUGAUCCCAUCCACCGCACGUUCAUUCAACAAUAUACCCUCCUGGAAUCACUGGGCAAGGGACACAUUGGAAAGGUCUUUGAGUGUCAAGAGAAAUCAACAGGAGAGCGGUUUGCUGUGAAGAAAUACAGCUUGUCAGGAGUUCCGAAGUCUGAACGAUACAAGAACGAGAGCAUAGCUGCAGAGCGGAAUUUGAUGGGUCUCUGCCACAGAAACAUCAUAUUCAUGAAAGAGGCAUUUGAAGAUGACAUCUCGAGCUCCCACGUCAUACAGCUUGCAAAUAAGGGUGAAUUGUUCAAUCAUAUCGUGAAAAAGUCGAAGCUUUCCGAGGACGAGACUCGACAUAUAUUCAGACAGCUUUUCAGUGCUGUCAAGUACAUGCACGAUCGCAACAUUGUACACCGUGACUUGAAGCCAGAGAAUAUAUUGGUCGUUGAUGAAGACAAUAGCAUCGUGCUAUGUUCAUUUGAUCUGUCUAUCACCAUCACAGCGGAAAGCUUCGAUACUACUCUUUGUGGAACUCCCAGCUAUGUUGCUCCUGAGAUUUUGGAACAGAGCCAACACCGCAAGUACGGCAGAGAGGUAGACAUCUGGUCUCUCGGCGUCGUUCUCUACAUAUGUCUCUGCGGGUUCCCCCCUUUCUCGGAUGAGCUAUAUUCGAAAGAGUCCCCCUAUACACUGAGCCAACAAAUCAAAUUAGGAAGAUUCGAUUAUCCGUCACCUUACUGGGAUAGUGUCGGUGACCCUGCCUUGCAUUUGAUCGAUAACAUGCUUGUCGUGGACCCGGAGAGGAGAAUCACCAUCGAGCAGUGUCUCGCUCAUCCCUGGCUCACGCAAAUGACCUCUGUGGAAGAGGCGGCUCCCAAGACACCUCAAGUUUUGCGUCGUAAAAGAACAUUGCUUCGAGUCAAUCAUUGGGGUCCUUCAUCGCCAACGGUCGUUUCGUUGCAAGAGUCACAGGGGCCCAAACCAGGACCCUCAUCGCCAGGCCCAGUAAUGAUCACACCCAGGACCAAGGGCAAGGACCAAAUCUCAAGCUCUUUCGUCGAAGACUCUGAGAAGCAAAAGGAAGGCCAGCCCACGCAUAGGAGUACAUAUGACGAACCUCGACGUCGAAAUCCAGAGACGACAGAGGAUAUUGGAAACGACCUGAAAAAUUUGAUUUUGGAUAAGAAAGUCUCGAAGACAUCGUCAUCCAAGGCCAUACUCUCUGAGGCGCUGCAAAAGGCUAACACUGCCGUCCAACUUGACAAUGUGAAGAAAUUCCAGGCUGCGCAAGCAGCCUAUCGGCAAGCAAGCGAUUUGCUACAUCAGGUCUUGCUUCGUACAGCGGGAGCCGAUGAUAGGAAAAGGUUGGAGGCUAUUCGCAAUACAUAUACCAGUCGUAUCGAAGAACUUAAUCAAAUACCUCCCGAAGAGGAGAGAGAUAGCAAGAUGCACCCUCAAUCGCCGACAAGCAAGAGCAUACGCUCGACUUAUCGGGUCACCGAGCACACAAAGAGUCGGGUGCCACUGACAGAAGUUGAAAGGACACUUCAAAAUAGCCCAGGCCCGUCAAUUAUUUGGUCAGAUGUAAGCGAACGCGCUGAGUCUGAGAUCGAGGCAACUGUGAACACACUAGAUCGUACUGAUCACACCAUAUCUCUGAAAUACGAUCAGUUCGUCGAGUUAGUCAAUAGUGCCACAAGCAAUACCCCACACCCCUGGACAUCUUCUAUUCAACUCCCUGAGGAUUUGCGGAAUGACCUAGAGUUCAACGACAAGGGCCAGGAUUUCAGUUCUUGGACAUGUACGCCGUCCGCCCACAUUGCUUCAGAUGAGAUUCCCCUUCGUAUAGACGGCCAUUCUGUGGUGUUACCUGUCGAGUACAAGUAUCCUCUGACGGGAAUGUUCUCUCCGCCUCCCGACCCGCACCCUCUCUUCAUUUCGCCAUUUUCUCAGUUGUCGGACGAGGAUAUCCACCAUGUAUUUUCCACAUUUCCAGCUUGUGUUGGAUUUUACCUCCUUGUCAAUGGGUUUCUCCAGGUCCUGAUGCCGGACGAUUUCGACUAUGAGGAGGGCGUCCCGAGCUUCCCAAGUGAGUUCGGCGGGUUGAAGGUGUCUCUAAUUCCCGAGUCGGCGUGUCCGACAGCUGGAGAGGCUUCAGCUUCUACUCCGACCACCACAACAACAUCGACGAGGACACGCUUCGAGCGCAUGUUUGGUCAGAGCUCCGCACAGAGCACCUCCGCGCAAACAACUGGCUCUUCAAGUGAUUUAUCCACCAAUACAGCAGGUAUCACGGUGGGCUGUGCUGUUCGGGCCAUUGUGCCCGGAAGUAAAUCGAAACAGAGAUUUGAAGGGAAGACUGGCGUCGCGAUCUCUCCCAGGGACGACAACUUGAAGAAAUAUAUCACCAUCCCCACCCAUCUCAUGACAGAUGCAAUAAUAGCCUCCAAAACAAGGAGUUUGAAUUCAGACACUUGGAAGAAGGACGUUAAAAUAUGCAUUGCCAGCAACUCAGCCGAGCUGGGAGAGGUGACUGACAUAUAUGACCAUGACCCGAAAUCCUUUCCGGUCGGAUUUUCGCAUGAUGUGAGCCUCGUUGAUAUCAGUGGCGUUCCUGACAGCCCGCGAACGACUCCGUACGCUACCGACCUGAGGUGGCUCAAUCAGCAGGAAUGGAUGGACAUCAAGUACAAUUCGAGUGGUCUUGUGCUGUUGGACGACCGAUCCCGAGAAGCGAAAAGUAUUGGGGUUGUUGAUAGUCGUUGCCAGGGUCUCAAGCUAACAGAUGGGGCAUCUCAGAUGGUAGGACAGGGCAUUUUUCGAAUCCAGCAGCAGUCCCGGAAGCGUUCUUCAUUCCUGGGCUCGCUCUCCUCCAGCUCCAGCUCGUCUCGUACACCGGAUCCACAUGAUGAUCCCAGCACUUGGACAAGCCUCGUAGCGAGGUCGAUACUGUAUCGCGUCCAUCCCGACUACCCGACGAGAGGCGGCCAGAGUGGAGUUCCGGUAUGCGUCGUGAGUGAAGAUCCCGGCGAUACUGGUUCUCACAGUGUCAAAGUGGCGGGAUUCGCCUCUUUUGUGCAGAUGGUAUCAGACGUUCAGAAAUACGAUCUCGAGGGCGAUAAGCUGUAUAAGCGGCUGCAGGAAGGAAGAGUGGCGUUCUACGGAGCAUUCCAGGUUCCUCGAGAGUUGCGAGACGGGUAUCAAAUACUCUAG
This is a messenger RNA of Diaporthe amygdali, 3714 nucleotides long. RefSeq lists its product as uncharacterized. Gene Ontology annotation, cellular component: nucleus. NCBI's taxonomy places the organism in Eukaryota, Fungi, Ascomycota, Sordariomycetes, Diaporthales, Diaporthaceae. The record is from RefSeq and is a predicted model, not a curated record. Gene Ontology annotation, biological process: protein phosphorylation; mitotic DNA damage checkpoint signaling. Gene Ontology annotation, molecular function: protein serine/threonine kinase activity; ATP binding; protein binding. The coding region runs from base 1 to 3714 and encodes 1237 amino acids. The transcript is spliced from 8 exons.